Molecule: messenger RNA, 1417 nt
Organism: Rhodotorula graminis WP1
Lineage: Eukaryota; Fungi; Basidiomycota; Microbotryomycetes; Sporidiobolales; Sporidiobolaceae
Exons: 4
Coding region: 1-1356 (451 amino acids)
Biological process (GO): mRNA splicing, via spliceosome
Cellular component (GO): U2-type spliceosomal complex
Source: RefSeq, a predicted model, not a curated record
AUGGGCGGCGGCGACCUCAACAUGAAGAAGUCCUGGCACACGGGGACGUUCGCCAACCAGGAACGUGUGUGGAAGAAGGAGAAGGAGGCCCUCGAGGAGCGCAAGAAGCUCCAGCAGCUGCAGAAGGAGCUCGAGCAGGAGCGCGCCGUCCAGGAGCUCCAGCGCAUGCAGGAGCAGGCCGGCGGCAAGAAGCGCGAGGAGCGCGUCGACUGGAUGUACGCCGCACCGGCCGAGGGCAACGGGCCCAACCCGGACGAGCUCGAGGCGUACCUCCUCGGCAAGAAGCGCGUCGACAAGCUCCUCAAGGGCAACGAGGAGAAGCUCCUCGCCGCUCCCGACGCCGAGACGCCCGGCGGGUCGUUCCAGUCGGUCCAGAACGCCAACACGGCGCGCGACACGGCGGCCAAGAUCCGCGAGGACCCGCUCCUCGCCAUCAAGCGCCAGGAGCAGGCUCAGUACGAGAAGAUGAUGAAGGACCCGCGCAAGCGCCGCGAGCUCCUCGCUGCGCGCGAGGCGGCGACGGGCGGCGGCGGCGGGAGCAGCAGCGGCAAGGGCGAGAGCAAGGAGGAGCGGCGCGCGCGUAGGGAGGCGCGUAGGGCCGAGCGCGACGCUCGUCACGGGCACGGGCACGGCUCGAGGAGGGACGACCGCGAGCGCUCGAGGUCGCCGGCGCGGCACCGCUCCCACCGCGAGCGCGAGCGGUCGCGCUCUCGCUCGCCGCGCCGCGACAGCGGCCGGGACCGGGACCACCGCGCGUCGCGCGAGUACAGCGACGACCGCCGGCGGCACGACGACGCCCCGCAGCACCGCGACGGCCCAUCCUCGUCCUCCUCGCACCGCCACGACCGCCCUCGUUCCCCUCCUCCUCCGCCCCUCGAGCGCGCCUACUCGCCGCCCGGGCGCGACGACCGCCGUCGCUCACCUCGACCCGCGCCUCGCGACGCUCGCGGCCCGUACCCAGACGACCGGCACGACUCGCGCCCUCCCCCUCCUCGCGACAACUAUCGCUCGGCGCCGUACCCUCCUCGGCGCCCGAACCCUCCUCCCUCUGCCGCCGCACCCGCACCCUCAGCAGCAGACGACGCCGCUCGUCAGGCCGCUCUCGCUGCCAAGCUCGCCGCCAUGCAGUCGUCGGCGUCGUCCCUCGCCGCCGAGCGCGCCGAGCGCCUCAAGGAGCAGGACGCGCAGGACGCCGCCGCGCUCGAGCGCGAGAAGCGUGACCGCGAGCGCAAGGGUGCGGCGGGCCCGACGUUCUUGAGCAAGGCGCAGAGCUCGGUGUACGGCGGUGGCGAGGGAGGCCUGAGCGAGCGGAUGAAGAGGGGGAGGGUUGGGCUGGUCGGCGACAGGGACGACUGAGUCGGCCGCGGCUCGUCGCUGUACACGGUACGAUGCAGUGCAGGGACUUUUAGUGUGCGCG